Molecule: messenger RNA, 4617 nt
Organism: Meleagris gallopavo (turkey)
Lineage: Eukaryota; Metazoa; Chordata; Aves; Galliformes; Phasianidae
Source: RefSeq, a predicted model, not a curated record
AAGGCCGAGAAGGGGGCGGGAGAAGCCGAAGUAGAACGGAAAGAGCCGAGCGGGCCGAAGAAAUCGAGCGUUUCCGGAAGCAGCCGAGCGGGAGCGGAAGAGACCGAAGCGGAAACAGGAAGAGGCCGCAGCAGAGACCGGAAGCGGAAGUCCCCCGCGCAGCCGAGCCAAGAUGGCGGCCGCCUGCGAUCACUGCGCGGCCGGCGGCGCUCCGUACACGUGUCCCCGCUGCAACCGCCGCCUCUGCUCCCUCGGCUGCUACCGCGGGCACGGGGCCUGCGCCGAGGCCUUCUACCGCGAGCAGGUGCUGCGGGAAUUGAGCUCCCAACCCCCUCCGGAGCCGUCCGAGAGGGCCCGGCUGAGGGACGCCAUCGGGAGGCUGCGGGACGGCGCGGGGCGGGGAGAAGAGCGCGGGUUGUGGGGGCGGCUGAGCGAGGAGCAAAAGGCCGAAUUCCGGAGGAUGCUGAAAAACGGGGAGGCCGCCCGGCUGCUGCCUCCGUGGAGGCCGUGGUGGUGGGGGAGGAGGAGGCUGGUGGAGGAGAUCGGGGAGGAGGGCUGGGCGGCCGGGAAGGGGACGAGCAGCAAGGGAGCGGCGGCCACCGGAGGCACGGACGGCAAGAGGGGGGAUGGUGUGGCCCAUAAGAGCAAGGGGGCGGCCAGGGGGGGCAAUGAGAGGGACGCCAGGGGGGGCAAAAAGGGCACAACCAGGGGGGGCAAUGAGAGGGUGGCCAGCAAGAGGGCAGCCAGUGCGGCCAACGUGGCCAAUGAGAGGACGGCCAACGUGGCCAACGAGGCUGAAGCCAAGGUAGCCAACGUGGUCAGUGAGAAUGAAGCCAAUGCAGCCAAUGAGAGAGCAGACAGCGCGGCCAACGUGGCCAAUGAGAGGACAGCCAACGUGGUCAACGUGGUUGGUGAGACUGAAGCCAGUGUGGCCAAUGAGAGGACAGGCAGUGUGGCCAACAAGAGCACAGCCAACAUGGCUGACAAGAGCGAAGCCGUUGUGACCAACAUGGCUGACAAGGGCACAGCCAACACGGCUGACAAGAGCGAAGCCAUCGUGGCCAACAGGAGUGAGGCCAUAAGGAAGGAGGAGGAGGAGAAAGGCAAGAAGAUGGAGUGCAGGGACACCAGUGACAGUGGGGACAGUGGUGGCAGUGGGGUCACCAAUGACAAUGGGGUCACCAGCGAUGAUAAGGACAGCGCUGAUAGGGUCACCGAUGACAACGGGGUCACCAACGACAAUGGGGUCACCAAUGAUGAUGAGGACAGCGCUGACAAUGGGGUCACUGACGACAAUAGGGUCACUGAUGACAAUGGGGUCACCAACGAUGAUGAGGACAGCGCUAACAGGGUCACCAAUGACAAUGGGGUCACCAACGAAGAUGAGGACAGCGCUGACAACGGGGUCACCAAUGACAGCAGUGUCACCGAUGACAGCAGUGUCACCAGUGACGACGAGGACAGCGCUGACGCCGGUGACACCGACACCGAUGAGGACGGCGCCGAUGACGACGCCGACGCCGGCAUUCCGGGCCCGACGCCCCCCACCCCCACCUCUGUGCCCCCCCUCAGCUCCUUCCGUGCUCCGACUCCGUCCCCGUUGCUGCGCUUCCAGCUUCCCAACGUUCUCUACGGUUACGCCUUCGCCCUCAGCCUCCACGUGGGGGACGAUUCCUUCCUCCCGGACGUCGCCGUGGCCGCCGUGGCCGUCUCAGCCGCUCUGCGUUGCCGUCGGCCCUUCUCCUCCACCGUGGAGGCUCUGCUGGAUGCCCGGCGCUCGGCCGAAGCCGCCGGAUACCCGCGGUGUCCUUUGGGCGAUGCCGGCACCCUUAUGGCCGUGGCUGAGCUGAUGAGGGGACGCAGCCGGCAUCGACCCACCGAGGACGUGGAGACGGCGUUGUAUCACAUGGAGGUGAUGCUGGAGAGGGCGGGGAGGAUGGGAAGGGGGGAGGAGAGGGAAAGGUUGGGCCGAGCGCGGAGGAAAUGUCGCUUCCUGCUGGCCUGGAGUCGGGAGAGAGGAGCGGCUGCGCUGGGGGAGAUGGCGGCUGAAACGGAGGAGCUGAGCGCCAAAAUGGCCGAGGGGGGGAGGGGGCCGUGGGGGGGGGAGAAGAAGCAGAGAGAGGGGAACCCAUGGAGAUGGGAAGCAUAGAAAGGGGAACCAGAGAGGGGAAGCAUGGAGAGGGGAACCAUGGAGAGGGGAACUCAUAGAGAAUAAAACCAUGGAGAGGAGAAUCAGAGAGACAGAAACCAUGGAGAUGGGAACCUAUAGAGAGUGGAACCAUAGAGAAGGGAACCAUGGAGAUGGGAACCAGAGGGAGGGGAACCUGUAGAGAUUGGAACCAGAGGGAGGGGAAUCAGAAGAACCAGAGAGGGAGAAAAGCAUGGAGAUGGGGAACCAUGGAGACUGGAACCUAUAGGAAGUGCAACCAUAGAGAAGGGAACCAUGGAGAGGGGAACCAGAGGGAGGAGAAGCAGACGACAGAAACCAUGGAGAGGGGAACCAUAGAGAGCAGAACCAUGGAAAGGGGAACCAGAGAGAGGGGAACCUGUAGAGAUGGGAACCAGAGGGAGGGGAAUCAGAAGAACCAGAGAGGGAGGAAAGCAUGGAGAUGGGAACUCAUGGAAAUUGGAACCAGAGAGAUGGGAACCACAGAGCAGAACUACGGAGAUGGGAACCGUAGGGAAGGGAACCAUGGAGAGGGGAACCAGAGAGAUGGGAACUCAUAGAGAGACAGGAACCACAGAGAUUGGAACCAUGGAGGUGGGAACCCAUAGAGUCUGGAACCAUAGAGAAGGGAACCAUGGAGAUGGAAACCAGAGAGAGAGGAAACCAGAGAGAAAGGAAACGAUGGAGAUGGGAACUCACAGAGAAGGGAACCAGAGGGGAACCAGAACCGUGGAGAGGGAAACCACAGAGAGGGGAAUCAUGGAGAUGGGAACCUAUAGAGAUGGGAACCAUGGAGAUGGGAACUGACAGAGAAUGGAACCAGAGAGGGGAAUCAGAGAGACAGAAACCAUCAAGAUGGGAACCAUGGAGACUGGAAUCAUGGAGAUGGGAACCAGAGGGACAGAAACCAUGGAGAUGGGAACCAGAGAGAGGGGAACCCAUGGAGAUCGGAACCAGAGAGAGGGGAAUCAGAGAGGAGAACCCGAGAGAGAGCAAAGCAUGGAGAUGGGAACUCAUGGAAAUUGGAACCAGAGAGAUGGGAACCAUAGAAAGGGGAACCAGAGAGAGGGGAACCACAGAGGAGAACCAUGGAGACAGAAACCACGGAGAUGGGAACCAUAGGGAAGGGAACCAUGGAAAUGGGAACCAUGGAAAUGGGAACCAGAGAGAGCAGAACCAUGGAAAGGGGAACCAGAGAGAGGGGAGCUCAGAAAGAGACAGGAACCAUAGAGAUGGGAACCUUGGAGAUGGGAACCAGAGAGAGCAGAACCACGGAGAUGGGGACCAUGGAGAUGGGAACCCAUAGAAACUGGAACCACGGAGAAGGGAACCAUGGAGAGGGGAACCCAUAGAGUCUGGAACCAUAGAGAAGGGAACCUUGGAGAUGGGAACCCAUAGAGAAGGGAACCAUGGAGAAGGGAAUCCAUAGAGACUGGAACCAUAGAGAAGGGAACCAUGGAGAGGAGAACCCAUAGAGAAGGGAACCAUGGAGAGGGGAACCCAUAGAGAAGGGAACCAUGGAGAGGGGAACCCAUAGAGACUGGAACCAUAGAGAAGGGAACCAUGGAGAUGGGAACCAGAGAGAGGAAAACCAGAGGGGACAGAAACCAUGGAGAGGGGAACCAGAGAAGGGGGGACCAGAGUGCAGGAUGAGAGAAGGGCCCCACAGUAAAGGACGAGGAAAGGGCUUCACAGGAACUGGAGAUGAUAAGUUAACAGAAGCAAACGUGCAGAGCUGUUAGAAGAAUGGGGACUGCAGGCACUGGGGCUGAGAGAAGGAGGGGAAGGGAACGUCAGGAGUUGGAGAACAGCCCGAGGGCGUCAGCAGGGGGCGAUAAAACGUGGGUGGGGGGCUGCCCCUCCUGCAGGGUCAGGAGAUCACGGCGAGGAAGACCGCGAUUCUUCAUCCCGCGACCACCAGGAGGAGACCCCCCGCCUCCCACCGCUCAGGCGUGAGGGGGAGGGUCUGCAUGCAAAUGAAAUCUAAUGAACAUGACUCCGAAUUCCUGGAAGGAGGAGUUUGAUUUCUGCGGGCUGUGACCGAAGCCACGCCCACAACCGCUCCAUGGCCACGCCCACAUAACCCUUGGCCACGCCCACAACCAAUCCCUGGUGUCUGCGUCAUCUCAGGCCACGCCCCCCUACAAAAAGCCAGCCCACUUAACUACAGGCCACGCUCCCCACAAGAAGCCACUUCCACAGCUGACUCCCUGACCACGCCCACAUAACGGAAGGCCACGCCUCCGACCAAGAACCACUCCGACCAAGAACCAACACCUGGUGCCUGCACCAGGCCACGCCCCCUACAAAAGCCACACCCCCAACAAAAAGCCACAUCCACAUAACCACAGGCCAUGCCCGCAACCAAUCCUUAGCCACGCCCACAUAACUCCAGGCCACGCCCACAACCAAUCCUUGAUGCCUGCAUCAACUCUAGCCACGCCCCCUAC